This is a messenger RNA of Manis pentadactyla (Chinese pangolin), 2377 nucleotides long. It is a transcript of the gene EME1, whose product is annotated as essential meiotic structure-specific endonuclease 1. The transcript is spliced from 9 exons. The record is from RefSeq and is a predicted model, not a curated record. Gene Ontology annotation, molecular function: DNA binding; nuclease activity. Gene Ontology annotation, cellular component: Holliday junction resolvase complex; nucleus. The coding region runs from base 155 to 1885 and encodes 576 amino acids. Gene Ontology annotation, biological process: double-strand break repair; replication fork processing; resolution of meiotic recombination intermediates. NCBI's taxonomy places the organism in Eukaryota, Metazoa, Chordata, Mammalia, Pholidota, Manidae.
CUCAGGGCCCGCACCACCGACGCCAUGUUUGCUGUACGGCCGCUUCCGGUGUCAAUAACUGCCCCCUCCCCCGCUAAGGCCGAUCUACUUCCGGGUCUUGCGUCGAAAGAGGGGCAGGGCAAGUUGCAGGGAAUUAAUUUGCUAGCAUGUAUCAAUGGCUCUAAAGAAGUCAUCACUGUCAAUGGAUUCCAGUGAGAGUGACUCUGAGGAGUUGCCAACAUUUACUUUUCUAAAGAAGAAACCAUCUUCAACAAAAAGGCUGCAGCCUCAGAGGGAGGAAAUUGUAGUGGUUGACACCUCAGAUUCUGAGACUUCCUGUCCUCCAUCACCAAGGUUGAAAGGUCAACCACCUAUCCUUCAUGCAGCUGAAACCGUCAAACAAACAGAGCCAGUCAGGGUGCUAAGCAGUGGAAGUGAGGUUGAGGAGGAAAUUAUUCCCCUGGCUGAGAGGCUUACAUGUAAGUUUUUGUCCCACAAGCAGCUGAGCCCUGAGGACUCUACCUCCCCAAUUAAAAGUGUUUUGGAUCAUGAAAGUAAUGGAGCAUCAUGUGACUGGAAAAAACAGCCCUUUCCAAAGAUCCCUGAUGUUCCCUUCCAUGACACCUCUGAAAGGUGUGCAUCAAAUAACAAGGACCCUGUGGUAGACAGUCCAUGCCCCCAGCUUCCAGCCCACCACACCACCUGUCCCGUCCAGAGCAACAGCUUUACAGUAACCAGAACAAACGUUGUGGUCUCCCCGCCUCAGAAGAGAACCAGGCGCAGUCAGAAGGUUCAGAGGAAAGGCUCCCAGGGAUGCCAGCCACGGGGACAAGCAAGCCAGAGGGAAAGCACCCUGAGACAACAGGAAAGGAAGAAGAAGGCCGCACUGGUUACCAGGCUGAAAGCUCUCAGGCCAGAGGAAUGCUUGAGGCACAUUGUGGUGGUGCUGGAUCCAGGGCUUUUACAGAUGGCAGGUGGGGGCCAGCUUCUUGGGGCGCUGCAGUCCAUGGGGUGCUGCUGUGGGAUUGAGGCUCAGGCUGUGCCUGGCAGCAUCACCUGGAGGAGAAGGCCUGGGCCCACUGAGGAUGGAGAGGAGGGCUGGGUGGAGGAGCCCAUGGUCCUGGUGGUGCUUCUGGCAGAGGCGUUUGUGUCCAUGACCUACAACUUCAAGCAGGGAAGUCUCGGCAGCAUGGAGAAAGGGAAGGAAACACUUCAGAGCUUUGUAACUGACAUCACAGCAAAGACAGAAGGUAAAGCUCUGUCCCUGGUGAUUGUGGAUCAAGAGAAACGCUUCAGUGAUCUGAAUCCUCCAAAGAGAAGAAAACAGGGAGUGGCAAAGAAAGAACAGGUCAAGGAGAAGAAAAAAUGGAAACUGUCAGAGGCCAACACUGGGCCCAUGGUGUCCAGGGUAGACAUGGAAGAGGCACUGGUGGAUCUGCAGCUACACACACAAGCCCAGGCUCGAAUCGUGCAGAGCUGGGAAGAACUGGCUGACUUCGCCUGCACAUUCACAAAGGCUGUGGCUGAGGCACCCUUCAAGAAGCUCCGAGAUCAAACUAGUUUCUCCUUCUGCCUGGAGAGUGACUGGGCCGGAGGGGCAAAGGUGGACCGUGCUGGCAGGGGACUCGCACUGGUCUGGAGGAGACAGAUUCAGCAGCUGAACCGGGUCAGUCUGGAAAUGGCCAGUGCUGUAGUGGAUGCCUACCCCUCCCCACAGCUGUUGGUCCAGGCUUAUAGGCGGUGUUUUUCGGAACAAGAACGCCAGAAUUUGCUUGCAGACAUAAAGGUACGCCGUGGGGAAGGUGUGACAUCUACCUCCCGCCGUGUGGGACCAGAGCUGUCCAGGCGUAUCUACCUUCAGAUGACCACUCUGCAGCCAGAUCUCUCUCUGGACAGUACAGACUGACACUAGCCCUCAGGCACAAGGACAGAUGAAAAGCUCCACCUUGGAAGAGACUGAAGUGCCUCCUGGAGCACAAGCUUGGUCAGGCCCACAGCAGACUCUUUCCUGGUGUCAUUCUUUGCAAAUCUCCCUACUUUCCACUUGGGACGAAGCCUAAGACUUAUAGUUCCUCUCUUAUCCUAGCCAGCAGCAGCUGUGCACAAACCACCCCUGUCCCACCCAGCCCUCAAAAUACAAAAGAACAUAGACCACUCAGACAUGUAUUUAAUAAUUAUAGAAAUCCAAAAGAACCUCAGCAUCAAAUCUCGAGAUCAUGAGUGAACCUCCCUCAGCGAGCUGGCUUGACUAGGCUGGGUAGGCCCCAGCCUCCCUCACCCCUGCCGCUGCCUCAGCCAGCCUCAGAACGGGGGCUGGACCCCUAUGCCGACCUCCAUAUUCUCUUAAUCUCCUUUUGUGUACUGUGUGUUUAGUUUCAAUAAAGCAUUUGUACCAGUG